Closterium sp. NIES-65 is the source of this 2163-nucleotide messenger RNA. The record is from the annotation of a GenBank genome assembly. NCBI's taxonomy places the organism in Eukaryota, Viridiplantae, Streptophyta, Zygnematophyceae, Desmidiales, Closteriaceae.
AUGCCGCGCACGUCUUUUGUGUCGCGGCGCUGCUUCUCUCGCUCCUCUCGCACACCACCACCAUGGUACGACCUGCCCCGCCCGGCAGUCUAUGCUGUCUACUCAAUAGUCACCUCUCGUUACAAUGACACCAUGGUACCUCUCGCCACGCCCAGCAGUCUGCUCUGCUCGUUACAGCAGCGCACGCGGCAGCAGUCAGACCUCACGUUGCGGCCGAAAUGGACUGCGGCGAUCUGGUACGUUCCCCGCCCCGCUCGCCUUCUGCUUCCCCCCCUUAUCCCGCCCCGCUCGCCUUUUGCUUCCCCCCCUUAUCCCGACCCGCUCUCCUUCUGCUUCCCCCCCUUAUCCCGACCCGCUCGCAUUCUACUUCCCCCAACACCCGUCCCCCCUUCUUUCAUCCCCCCUCUUGCACCCCUCCCGUUCCCCUUUCCCAGCUUCCACCGUUUCCCCACCACUCGCCCCUUCAUGCCCAGUUCCGGUCUUUGUCCCAACUUCCCCGCGCUUUGUCGUCCACCGCGCUUUGUCGUUCACCGCGCUUUGUCGUUCACCGCGCUUUGUCGUUCACUGCGCUUUGUCGUUCACCGCGCUUUGUCGUUCACCGCGCUUUGUCGUUCACCGCGCUUUGUCGGGCUGGGGCAGUGCGUGGAUCCCGACAAGCUGUGCGACAAGACGGCCAACUGCAAGGACAAGAGCGACGAGGCCGCGUGGUAUUGCAACCCGCUCGACUGCUCCGACCCCGACACCACCGUGGAGUGCGUGGGAACGGAGUACUGCGUGAAGCCGACUCAAGUGUGUGACGGCAUCAUGCAGUGCCCGGGCGCCAUCGACGAGUCCCCCGGCUUCUGCCUCGACUACCGCAGCUCCAACUGCGAGGAGGACCAGGUCAAAUGCACCGCCUCCUCCGCGUGCACCAAGGGGUACAUGUGCGACGGCGUCGCGAAUUGCCCCAAGAUCAAGAACGCGACGAGCGGAGUGCUGUACGCGCCCGAUGAGGACCCCAAGUACUGCGCCGCGUACUCGUGCCUGGAAGGGUUCCAGAAGUGCAGCGACGAGCUGCAGUGCGUGCUGGUCGAUGCCAUCUGCGACGGCAAGAAGGACUGCCUCGAUGGAAGCGACGAGUUCGACUGUGGUUUCCCGGAUCCCGUCAGCACGGGCACCCAGUACCAGGCCGCACUUAUUGCCCAGGACAAGGCAAAAGCGGCUGCUGAUGCUGCAGACGCCAAGGCCAGGCAACUCCAGGCAGACGCCAACUCUGCUGGGACCGAAGCGGACAGGCUUCAAAGAGUGGCUAACAACGCUGUGGGUGCUACGGCCAAGGCAAAGAAAGACGCUGCUAAAAAGGCCAAGUCGGACGUUGCUGCUAAGCAGGCUGCUGCUGCCGCUGCCAAGGCGGACGCGAAUAGCAAGCAGAAGGAGUAUGAGAGCGCGAAAGACACCGCGGACAGGCUCCGGGAGAAGCUGAAGAAGGCGAUUAGCAAGGCGCAAAACGCGGGCAGCGUGAAGGCAUCGGGUGCCGCGGCGGAGAGGCUGACUUCGGCGGCGGAACGGGCCGCAAUGCAGAAGCAGAAGAAGCAGGAUGCGAUGUCGUUUGCGCAGAACCAGCGACAGGCGAACCGCGUUAAGAUGUCUGCUAAAGCGGCUGAGGUGCUGAAUCGCGCACGGGCGGCGAAGAGCUAUUGGGACAAGGCGGUAUUUAAGCUGGAAGGGCUGUAUAAUGAUACUCUGGAUGCUGAAGCGCUACUUGAUAAGAUGAACGAAAGGUAUGAUAAUCUGACGGAGGAUAUUUCGCGGCUGAAUCAGGAAAUUCGGAAGUAUCUGGCCACGGGGGAGAUGGAACGGGUGAAGCUUCGGCAGAAGAACGUUGCCCGAACCAAGAAGUGGCUCGACCAAACCAAGUCGGAUCGUGACGAGGCGUAUCAGGCGUACUUGGCGUCGAUGACUCUUCUUGAGGGGGGGGAGGGGGAUGUGUCGCUGAGGCGGAAGACUUACAUGCGGAUUGUUAAGGAGUCGAAUAUUCUCAAUGGGAAGGACACGACGGAUCAGAUAAAUGACGGAUCUGAUGACAGCACUGAUGGCUCAGGUGAUGGUUCAGGUGAUGGCUCAGGGGAUGGCACAGGUGGAGGUGAUGCCGGGGAUGGCAGCGGUGACCCUUGGCUGGGCUGA